Molecule: messenger RNA, 1819 nt
Organism: Exophiala oligosperma
Lineage: Eukaryota; Fungi; Ascomycota; Eurotiomycetes; Chaetothyriales; Herpotrichiellaceae
Exons: 3
Coding region: 132-1817 (561 amino acids)
Source: RefSeq, a predicted model, not a curated record
CUGAACCGGAUUUGCGUGUGUGUGCACCUCUCCCCGUUUCCUGGUGCUUGGAAAUACAAUUUUGGAAAGAUCGUACAGCUCCUACAAUUCCUUUUGUUUCGCCUACAACCUUCAAUCAGCUUACAAGAACGAUGGGCUCCUUGGGAAUCAGCGAGUCGCCGAAACCAUGGCAAGGAAUAGUAGCUGAAAAACAGAGGGCAGCAAAGAAGCUAGUCCCCUCUGGCUGGCUUUUGCCAGAUGCCAUCUGGCAGGGCUUGACUCUGCCUCUAGAGGCCAAUCCAAAUCGGAUCAUUGAGCAAGAUAUUCCACGUCGAAGUGGCAUUUUGUCUACCCGAGAACUUGAGAUUACAGAAAACUACAGCACGGCUCAACUACUUGACGCGCUGGCGAAAGGUACCUUGUCGUCAGUAGAAGUUACCACGGCGUUUUGUAAACGCGCCGCCAUUGCCCAGCAACUCACGAACUGCCUCACCGAAGUCUUUUACGAUGCUGCACUGAAACGAGCAAAGGAGCUGGAUGAAUACCUGGCGGCAUCUGGGAAACCAUCUGGACCGCUGCACGGUCUCCCGAUCAGUCUCAAGGACAGCUUCAAGCUGAAGGGGAUCGACUCCAGUAUCGGGUUCGUGUCCCUGGUCAACAAACCCGCCGAGCAGAACUCUGUGCUCGUCGACAUGCUUCUCGAGAUGGGGGCCGUCCUAUACGUCAAGACGAACAUCCCUCAGACGAUGAUGACGGCGGACUCGCACAACAACGUAUGGGGUCGGACGUUGAACCCGCAUAACACGACGCUGACCGCCGGUGGCAGCACCGGGGGAGAAGGUGCGUUGAUCGCUUUCCGCGGGUCACCCCUGGGCAUAGGCACCGACAUUGCCGGUUCCAUUCGUAUUCCUUCGUUGUGCUGCGGAGUCUACGGCUUUAAGCCGACGACCGGCCGGAUCCCGUUCGGAAAUCAGCAAUCCCCUGUCCCGCCUGGAUAUUCUCCCAUUCAUCCCGCCGCAGGACCCAUGGCGAACUCGUUCGAGGCAUUGCAACUUCUGACCGAGGCUGUAAUCUCUGCUCGCCCAGCCCGACAUGACUCGACCUGUCUCGAUGUUCCCUGGCAACACUUGACACCUCUUCCAUCAUCGACGAGGCUCACUAUUGGGGUGUUGACAGAUGACACCACCCUCCCUUUCCAUCCACCAGUCAAGAGAGCUUUGGACAAUGCCUGUGCUCUUCUCGCCGAAAAAGGUCACAACCUCGUUCCCAUCGGCCCCGAAAGGUCUCACGUCGCCAGUCUCGCGGAACUGUCAAUGGCAGCAUUCACACUCGACAUGAAGGGAGGGUUUGAAUUCAUCGCGAGCUCGGGAGAACCGGUCGUCCCGUCUGUGGCGGCAGGCGCCGCUCCUUCCCGAGGAGAAGCCAUGAAGUCAUUUUGGGUGGAGUUUGACCGUCUGGACAUGUACCACAAGAUUGCCGCCCUGGGAGGGCAAAUACAACGCUUGAAGGAGGAAUGGAGAAAGUUGUGGAAUGAGUCGAACCUUGACGUCGUCAUCUGCCCUGGAGCUCAGCACACGGCCGUCAAACAUGACACAUAUCGCUAUCCGGCUUACACAGUGUUUUUGAACGUCUUGGAUUAUCCCGCAUGCAUUGUUCCCUUGGGGAAAGCCAGUAAAGACCUAGAUGCCACACCUGGAGACUUUGGAGACGCAGGUUCAUACAAUCCGGAAGACAUCGACCAAGCGCCAACUGCGAUUCAGGUCUUUACCCCAAACAUGAGAGAUGAGGUGUGCUUACAAGUUGGUCAAGUGAUAGAUGAAGUUUUGAACCAGUCGUAAAC